Pseudoliparis swirei is the source of this 7445-nucleotide messenger RNA. RefSeq names its product arkadia (RNF111) C-terminal like ring finger ubiquitin ligase 2Ca (gene ark2ca). NCBI's taxonomy places the organism in Eukaryota, Metazoa, Chordata, Actinopteri, Perciformes, Liparidae. The transcript has 8 exons. The coding region runs from base 2660 to 3670 and encodes 336 amino acids. The record is from RefSeq and is a predicted model, not a curated record. Gene Ontology annotation, molecular function: ubiquitin protein ligase activity; zinc ion binding.
CAUCUCGAUACAUCUUCUUAUCCUAACCCUAACAUAUUUCUCGGCUUUUCUUUCUUUUAAAUGUCCUUUUUAAAACGAUGUAAACAGAGCCGACACCUGCUAGCAAAAAAAACGCAAGCCAGCACAACAGCGACAGUUGAGCUCAACAUUAGCCGUCUCGCUAACCGCAGCGUCGCGUUAACACGACCGUUAAACCGUCAUUAGUGUGACUUGAGGCUUUUUAAUAUUAUCCAAGAGGAAAUGGACGUCUCUUUGUUUAUUUUUUAGGGAGGUUUUGGGGUUCGUUAACCGCACCAAAUGACAGCAGCUGUCAAACGGCUGCCUCUUUUUCUUUUCUUUUAUCCUCAGCUGCGCUAGCGGUUUAUCUCUCACUGCGUGGUGUUUACGUGCGUUUCUCUCUCUCUCUCUCUGUGUGUGUGUGUGUGUGUCACCGCUAAGCUAACGUUACUAGAACAAUGCGAGUGGCUUCAUGCGGCCACGUUCACUAGCUCGGCUUUAGCUAAUAACAUCUACAUCUUUUACGUGAAUUUGUCUUUUUAAUUUGGUUCCAAGCAAAAAAAUAUCUGAAUUUAAGCCGACGACCGACAACAUGCCGGGGGACGACGUGUGUCCCUUUGUGUGCAACUGGCAUGGAGUCUGUUGACUCUAAGCUCAUUUCACCCGAGUUAGUUUCAAUUAAGUGCUCCACCAAAAAAUAAUUAAAACGGAGAAGAAAUAUAGCGUGAUGGCCGUAGUUCAUAUGAAUAGAUAUGGCUGGCUAUUUAUUUAAAAAAAAUUGUAUAAAAUGGUGGCAUUUUGCCGUAAACGUGUGUGUGCGAUGCAAAAAGCGUCAAAUGAAACCUGCAAAUUGCGCUGCACGUGCAGUGAAAACCAAAAGGAAAUUUAAAAAAAGAAAUCGAAAUAAUCACUAUAUGGCUGAAUUGGGCUUAAAUAUAAGAAUCCUCCACUGCAGUAGGCUCUGUGUUGAUUUUAAUAAUAAUAAUAGUGGUAAUUUGACGUGACUUGUUAAAACUACGUGCAGUAGCACCGAUGAUUUCAUUGUGCUUUUAUUUGUGUUCUUUUUUCCUGUUCCAUAGUAUCGAGGCUGGCUCUACAUUCCGCAUUUCUCAGACCUUUGUCCCCCUCCAUUGUGUAGCUAACGAUCAUCUGCUGCUGUCUGCCGUAGCCUCUGCCUGUUCUCUGCAUCUAGCUGUAUUGUGAACCCCCUUCUUCCUCAUUUCCUCUUUCCAUCUGAAGACGACAUUGGCAUUAAAAACAGAGUUCCCACUCAUACCGUAUCCUUCUGUGCAACUAAAGACUAAAGAAUAACACCUUUCUGUAGAAAACAGUUUGUCUUUAUUUAAACUGUCAUGUUGCUCUUCAGUGAAUAACCCAUUGUAGCAUUAGACCGUACUACAAACUGUCACUGUGAUUCUCCCAUUCAGUGGAUAGGCUACAUUCUGCUGUAAAUUUCUGUAAAGUGGAUACAUUUUGAUCCCCCCCCCCCACCACCAUUCGAUUACAGCCAGGCUUGAUCGAACUGGUUCAAUUUGGUCUCCAGCCCCGAUUUGGAAGGGUGCAUUGUACCAGCUUUUGUAAUCAAUAAAGCACUUGUAGGAUCACUUUUGGUUCCUAAAUAGUUUUCACGGAUAAUCCAGCUAUCCUAACGUUCAUCAAUUCUCCAAAACAUGUAGUUUGAGUGUUAUUUUCACCUUUUGAUUGUCCACUGCACUUGUUAGUGGCGUCCAAACCGCUGGCCAUAAUCCCAUCCAUGUGUGAAAGCCUUUGUUUCCGGCUAGCUAAAUUGAUUUAGUCAUUCACAAUCAAUUGACUAAACUCCGGUCCAACUCAUCUUGCCAUUUGAUAACUCACACUGUCAAUCACAGUCUCUCCCCCUCUCUCUCAAGUCUCCCCUCAGACACCUCCAGAAUGUGAUCCAUUUUACAGGGAUGUGUAAAUCCUGCACUGCUGUAGAACUCCUUUUGUAGAAUGAAAAUGUCUUUUAUUCUUUGUUUGUGGUUUUCUACCUUAUGUUCUUUGUAUUAGAUCCUAAUGCAUGGUCAUUUUAUACUUUUUGUUUUUCCACAUUGAACAGCAGAUUCCAAUGUAAACUUUGUGUAGAGAUGUCCCUGCUAUACUGAAAUGUGCUGUAAGCAAACACAUCUCCUCAUUGGAUGCUGCUUCUGUUCCGUUAACCCUACAGAGAGCAUGUUCCGGCCUCGCCGUUGGUCUUUAUUUGCAUGGUAUUAUUCUGGUUAUAUAGAGGAUAUAUUACUAUUAUCACACAGUGCCACACAUACUAAUAUCUUCCAAUAAAGACUGUAGUUUUCUUUCUAACCUUCAGUGUGCUUUUUGCUGAUUUCCAUGUGUUCCUCCCCUCCCCCCUCCACUGUGCCGUCACUGAGACGGUCCCCUCACUCUCUAUGUGCUCUCAUUUCUCAGCUGUCUUUGACAGAAGUCACCCCUCUGCUUACUUUAGAGUUGGGGCAACUAACUUUUCUAUCAACGACAACAACAAAAAAGGGGUAAAAAUGCAUGUUUUAAUUGAAACCGAACGGCAUUGAUAUUUAAUGUUCCACGCUGUCAUUUCCUCCUGAACCAUACGCUGUGUCUCGAACACGCAGCCGACCUCAUUGGUGAUCACUGGUGACGCGUUAACACGGGAACAACUUUGGGAGAUAUGGAUACAAUCUUCUGUCUAGGAGCUCACUUCACCAGGCACCAGCACAGCCAUGCGACCUCCUGCCGACACUUUGCCCUGGGCGCUCCCCAGGCGCCCAUCUCGGCGGAGUUCCCCCUGGGACACGCCGGUCAGCCGCCGCCUCAGACCGGCCUCGCCGCCCACCUGCCGCCGCCGGCACACCAGCCGCCGCUCACUGCCCUGCCCGCACCCCCUCAGUUCCAAGAUGUGCCGGGACCUCCAUUCCUACCUCAGGCCUUACACCAGCAAUACCUCAUCCAGCAGCAGCUUCUCGAAGCGCAGCACCGCAGGAUCCUCCCGCACUCCAGAAGAACCCAGGAGCGUCUUCCCCUGAACCCUCACCGGAUGCGCUCGGGCUACGAGUUCUCCCACCCCCUCCACGUUCCCCAGCAAAUGACGCAGCAGCAGCAGCGGUACCUGGCCGAAGGCACCGACUGGGAUCUCAGCGUGGACGCCGGCCUCCCUCACCACCAGUACCAGCUCCAGCAGCUUCCACAGCACUAUCAGCAUUACCUGGCCUCCCCUCGGAUGCACCACUUCCCCAGGAACACGUCCUCUGCACAAGUGGUUGUGCAUGAAAUCAGAAACUACCCGUACCCCCAGCUGCACCUGUUGGCCCUGCAGAGCCUGAACCCCUCGCGGCACGCCACCGCCGUGAGAGAAAGCUACGAGGAGCUGUUGCAGCUGGAGGACCGGCUGGGGAGUGUCAGCAGAGGAGCGGUCCAGACGACCAUCGAGCGAUUCACCUUCCCACACAAAUACAAGAAGAGGAAGCCCCUGCUGCUGAAGAUUGAGGAGGAGGAGGAGGAAACCGACGUGGACGAGAAAUGCACCAUCUGUCUGUCCAUGCUGGAGGACGGAGAGGACGUCAGGAGAUUGCCCUGCAUGCACCUCUUCCACCAGGGCUGCGUGGACCAAUGGCUGGCCACCAGCAGGAAGUGUCCCAUCUGUCGAGUGGACAUCGAAACACAGCUGAACCCCGACAGCUGAUGAGCUUUCAGCUCCCCUCCUCCUCCUCCUCCUCCUCCUCCUCGUCCAUCACCCUCGCGUGGUUCCUGCUUUCUUCCACCUCGGCUUGCUGGCCGCCACCCCCCCCCCCUCCUCCUCCUCCUCCUGUUGGGUGCUUUGCCAAAUGUCUCCGGACUUCAUGUGACAUCACCACCCUUCUGACUCACGCUUUACUGAGCCAAGCCAGGAAAACUAAACUGCGAGAGGCCAACUCUUUUUAUAUAGAAGCACAUCCCUCUGGAAGCAAAAGACACACACACACACACACACACACACACACACAUACACACACAUGCUCAUGUUACACAGGGUUUACUCGUAGCUUGCUGGUCGUAAGUGGGGUGUUGUUGCUGUCGUGGUGUCGUACUGUAGGUAGUCCUGGGCUGUGUAGCAUGUCCUCAAAGCCAUGACUUAAUGUCCCGAGAGUGGAAAACGCAUAACCCCACCCUGAGCUGGCUACUUUCUCUCUUUUUUUCUCUCUCUCUCUCUCUUUCUAUAUUUAUAUACACAUAUAUAAAUAUAUAUUUCUCUCUUUUCAAACACACUUCAAUCAAAAUGAAUAUUCUGCCACACACGAAAGCUUAACAAAUGCUCUGUUGCCAUGUUUACCUAAAGAUCAUUUGUGGUCGUAGUAGAGUAGCAGUAACCUACAAGUGAUAUCUGAUGCGCUGUCGUCUUCUAUGGGGGGGGGGUAGCCGAGUGUUUUAAUUCUAUCAUGCAGCUUUGACAUUUUGCAAUACAGUUGUGCAUUUGGGUCGGUGUCAUGUGAGAUUGUGUCGUGUGAGUAGGUCUCUGUCACUGCCUGGACAACCCGGCCCGGGGACUGAGGCGUUAUGUAUUUUUAAAAAAUAGGUAGAAAGUAAUUUUACCAAAAUGCAUUUUUUUUGUUUUUUUGGUCACGGUUUAGCUUGAACCUGACACGCAGGUUCACGUGUGUGUGUGUGUGUGUGUGUUAGUGUGUGUGCGUGCUCUGCCUGUGUGUGUGUGUGUGACUUAAAGAAUGUGUCUAACAAAUGUGUGGCUAUUCAAAGAAUUCAAAUGUGUGUGUGUGUGUGUGUGUGUGUUUCAAGUGUAAGGCAACACCUGGAUGUUAACUCGGCCACUGGAGCGCUUACACAACACAAAGCCAAAAAAAAAAAAAAAACAGGGACGAUAAUGAAACGGCAGCGCGAGGUGGGAGGAGCCUCCGCUGCCCUCGUACCUGUUUCUUCACCUGGCGCGGGGCCAGUGGCAGAACAGUGUGUACUAGAACAACAACAAAAAGCAUGUUUCAUUGUCGACUUGGGCUGUUCGCUUUGGUAGCGUUUCUUAAAUCUAAAAAAAAGAAGAAAAAAAAGGUACAAAGAUGGCUUUGCAUGACUUAGUUAAUCUGAGCUGUGACGACCUCGACACUAACACAACGAACAAACUAAACAACAAAAAACAACAACAACAAAAACUGUGUCAGCGGCUGCUCCCCUGACUUGUAGCGUGUGUUCAUCCGGUCCCCUCUGGAGGCCACGAUGGGUUUAAUGUUUACCUUAUUGCCUACAGAACAAGCACAUGUGACAAUAGUUAUAGCAACAAAGGGGUUUUUCCCCUGGUGUUGCGUUUGCGUUGGUUUAUAUUUAGGUAUAGAUUCAUGCAGAAAGAGAGGAGCUUGCGUAUUGAUUUUGUGUAUUUUGUGUGACAGACCUCCCCUCGUGGUUGCUAUGCUGGUUGCUAUGCUGUAUUGCUAGAACAUGUAGAACGUGGUGCGACGGAGGCAGCCUCCCUCUCGCAGUGCACAGACACAACGGCAGGAAAACAUUCAGGCCGGUGACACUCGGCCUGGUUUUCACUUUGUUUAGUUUUUCUACAGGAUGCCUUCAGGACCCUCACUGUCCCACGCACUAUGAUCGCAAAGGAUGAACCCAGAGGCUUUUCUUUUUUUAGCCUCGUGGGGUUUAGGAUCAAUUAACUGGGAUUAUUUCCCCGCCCACACACACACACACACACACCCCUCCGUCUUGUGCACUGCCGGUGUCGAAACUGCCUCCUCCUGUAGUGGAGUCAUCUGUGAUGAAGUUUUCAUAGUUUACACAGGGUGUUGUCAGUUGAGAUGCCUUAAGUAUUUAACAAUCAUAAUUUAUUACUAACUGUAGAUAUUGUGGGUAUGUAUUUAAUUUUAUAUAGUUUUUUUUUCGGGGGUGGGAAGGGAUCGGGUAUUGAAUCAUAAUUUAUUUAUUUAGAAAUAACACAAAAAUGCUAUGAAAAAAAAACUAUUACCUCAUUUUUGCAUUGUUUUAAAUGGGAAUGCUUUGCAUGCAGUUGUACUUUUUGGGAACACUAAAGUAAAAAAAAAAGUUUAAAAAAGAAAGAGCCCCGCUGUUUGAUAUCCACAAGCUGGCUGUGCGAUGUUUACUGUCCAAGGCUGAGCUACUGAGCCCGCUCUCCGCCUCUCUCUCUCUCUCUCUCUCUCUCUCUUAGUCUCUCUCUCUCAUGUGGUGCUGUGGAUCUUGGUUACAUUCCAUUCAAUGCAAUUCCUCUGAUCCCCCAUGCUGUGACGUAGUGGACAAACUGCAAUGAAGUGAUUCCUUCUGUUUUUGUUUUUCACUCGCGUGUUUUAAAUAAGGGAACCCUCUCACUGGCAAAAGAUAAUUUAACACACCACCACUCAGAACUCUGGCUUUUUAUUUUGUACGCUCUGCUUCUCACAAUGCACUAUGGGUCUUAAUAACGAUCAUCUGUGAAGCAUGUUCCCACGCUUUAACUCUUUGUACGGAUCUUUUUAAUUUUCAUCUCUCUGGUGUUUCUCUUCAGUUCGUAGACUUUAAGCAUAACAAGUGCCUCGCUUUUAAGUGUUAGGAGAUAUUUCCAUAUUACUGAAACCAUUUAAUAACAAUCAAUCCAUGAAGCCGCCAUGCCUUAUUGGUUGCAUAAUUAAACAAAGGAGUGAGUUGUGAAGGAGCUACGAUCACGUUUGACUGUAUCUACAAAAGCCAUUGAAGUCAAACUGUCCAAACCAGCUGCUGGUCCGUAGAACUGGAGCGUUACAUAUUGUGGAAAUUGUUCUGACUGUAAAGAGGCAUGUUUCACUGUGGGCUUUACCAAUACUUCAGUAAUCCUUCUUUACUUCUGUUUGUCGUCUAUCUCCCCGCUCUCCACCUCCUUUUUAUUUUAUUUUACCGUCCAUCUCUCUUCUCAGACUCUAUCCUCCGUUUCCUUUCACAGUCUCAAAGGAAGGCAAGGAUAUUAAAGCACAACCUUUUUCUAAAAAUGCAUGUUUUCUCAGGUUUCAAUAUAGUCUCAAUGGUUUAAUAGUAUAUGGGGAAAAUAUAUACAAAGAAUAUAUCGGAGAGGGGGGGGAAAAAAAUAAUUUUGUCGCUGUUUGAAACUGAAAACACAAAAACUGAAGAGAAAAUAUCCCAAAAAGUGCCAGUGAAAGGGCUGCCGCCAUCCUCGUACGAAGCUCUGCUGUUUAGCUGUGACUGCGCAAUGUUUUUCAAUAUAGGAUAUUUUAUCUGAAAAUAGAACUAUUUAUCAUUAAUAUUAAAGCAAUAGCGCAUUAAUGGUGAUGUGUGUGUUGAUGAAGAAAUGGAUGAGCAUAUUAUGGAUAAAUGUUAGUCACAUGUGGUGGAAUUUUGUACUUUAUUACAAAAAAAGUACUACUAAUAAUAAUGAUUUCAAAAGUUGCAUUGCUAAACCCAAACUGUUCUGUUUUUUUAAUUUUAUUUCAUGGCUUGUAUAUUAUCCUUUUGUAUGUGCUCUUUUUGUAAUAAAUUGGAUAAAAUGGAAA